Talaromyces rugulosus is the source of this 678-nucleotide messenger RNA. RefSeq lists its product as uncharacterized. The record is from RefSeq and is a predicted model, not a curated record. Lineage: Eukaryota; Fungi; Ascomycota; Eurotiomycetes; Eurotiales; Trichocomaceae. The transcript is spliced from 2 exons. Bases 1 to 678 code for a protein of 225 amino acids.
AUGGGACUUCAGUCAGAUGCAGUUAACGCUCUUCGAAGAUUCGCUUCGUGCGAUAUUGGCGACGCUCUGGUCAAGCUAGGGGUGCCUAAUGGUGGCUAUCUCUCCGGUCUCAAGAUGUUUUCCCCGGGGUUGAUGUGCACCAAAACCAGGCUUUUUGGGCCUGCGUACACUGUGCGCAUGGUUCGCGAUUCCGACAAAGCAUCUCCUAGCCUUACAAAACACUUUGCGGAUGCUAUUUCGCGGGAUAGUGUGGUGUUCAUCUCACAGCCCAAAGGCAUCGUGAGCGCUUGUUGGGGUGGACUCAUGAGCACGCGAGCGAAGACCCUGGGAGCAGCUGGGGUUGUGAUUGAUGGCCGAUUUCGUGAUCUAGCGGAGCAUCAGGAGAUGGGCAUCAAACUGUUCGCCCGUGACACAAGUAUUCUAGGUUCGGCAUCUUUAACUCGUUCAUCAGAGUUGAACGUGCCGGUAAUUUAUGAAUCCGAGGCUGGCGAAGCAGUCACCGUCCGGCCCGGGGAUUUUAUUGUGGGAGAUGCCGACGGUGUCGUUGCAGUGCGCGUGGAUAAGAUAGAGAGCUGUGUUGAUCUGUGUCAGGAACGAUAUGAAAUUGAUGAGGAGACACUCAAGCACUUGAAAAAUGGAGAGGAAAUGGGACCUACCAUCAAGAAACUUAGGAAAUAA